Molecule: messenger RNA, 441 nt
Organism: Aspergillus eucalypticola CBS 122712
Lineage: Eukaryota; Fungi; Ascomycota; Eurotiomycetes; Eurotiales; Aspergillaceae
Exons: 3
Coding region: 115-441 (108 amino acids)
Source: RefSeq, a predicted model, not a curated record
GCUACAUUGCUGAGAACCUUCAGCAGAGAAUAAUUAUUCUUCAUGUCAAAAAAUCGCAAAAGAGAUAUGGAUAUAUAUAAGAACGGCUCUGUGUCAUGAUACGGCUAAAAAGUUAUGUCUUUCAAGAUGCGGCAAAGAUACAUAGCCCGUGAAGGAGGUCAGCAGGUUACCCAACGGGGAAACUACUACACUCUCACCGAAGUGUUAGACAUCACUGUGACUCCGGACGCUGGAGCUGCCAAAUACUGGUCUAGCACGGGCUACAAUUCUUUUGGCGAGCCAAGCAACCUUAAAGCUGAUGGUGGUGUUGAACACAACGGGGGAGGCGGCCCGUACUGGUAUGCGGCCGCUGAGCCUACCCAAGGCGCCCCCGUUACCCUGAGUGCAGAGAAAUCAGAUGGAGCUCAGCGUGUAGUUCUCGUGUGGAAGUCCAGUUAUUAG